Messenger RNA from Monodelphis domestica (gray short-tailed opossum), 12778 nucleotides. RefSeq names its product teneurin transmembrane protein 3 (gene TENM3). NCBI's taxonomy places the organism in Eukaryota, Metazoa, Chordata, Mammalia, Didelphimorphia, Didelphidae. Gene Ontology annotation, biological process: signal transduction; neuron development; heterophilic cell-cell adhesion. Gene Ontology annotation, cellular component: neuron projection; membrane. The record is from RefSeq and is a predicted model, not a curated record. Gene Ontology annotation, molecular function: cell adhesion molecule binding; protein homodimerization activity; protein heterodimerization activity.
AAAUUGGAGCUGUGGUUGGCUGUGGAGCAGCUUAGCCGAGCUUGCAGACCCGAGUACUGAGGACUGGUUCCCUGGCUAGGGGAAAAGAAGGAGGAGGAGGAGGAGGAGGAGGAGGAGGAGGAGGAAAAAAAAGGAGGUGGAGAAGGUGCUGAAGGAGGAGGAGCGGGGAGCGUAAAGAGAAGAAGGGAGGGGGAAGCUGGGGAGCGAGGGAGGAAAUAAAUAAAUAAAACAAUAACCUCCGCGCCAAUAAGAACGAGGGAGAGAGAAAGCGAAGGACAGAGAGAGACACCGGCUCCAGUUCGCUCGGCUAGGAGAGGUGCUCCUUUGGCGCGCGGCGCGCGCGCGUGUAUGUGUGUGUGUGUGUAUGUGUGUGUGGGUGGGUGUGCGUAUGUAUGCAUGUGUGUGCGUGCGUGUAUGUAUUCGCCCCGACUGAAACUGUAAAGUUCACACCAGACGUGUUGCUCUCUCCGUUUGCCCGGGGCUGCGGCUGAGGUCGUCCCAACUUCACUUGCCCAAGUGACUGUGUGCCUUGCCCAGCGCCUCCCGUGGUGCUGCUGCUGCUGCUGCUGCUGCGGCGGCGGCGGCAGCUGCUGCCCGCCCCUCCGGCCAGCAGUGGCAACGGCGGCGUAGACUGCCGCCUCCUCCUCCCAGCACACCUUGGAGCGCGAGGGAGGCUGGUUUGUAAGGGGGCUUCCCUGCCAACCCCAGCACUAGCAACUGCACCUGCCCACCACAUUCCAGCCACUUCCCCCCGGGCGGUGCCUGGAGCCGGCAGAAAGACAACUAUUGUGAGGACAGAGUGUGGAGAGAGGAAAUAAUAAGUGAACAAUUGCCCUCUGAAUUUUCUCCGGACAUGUAGAAUGUUCCUGCUGAAACACUAAGACAACUUCGAGAAGCAGCUCACUGUAAAUUGCUGUGUGACGUGUGGCACUCAUCCUCAAGGCAAUAACUUCUAGCUGCUGUUGUGGGUAUAGAUUUUGCUGCAAGGAAAUAACAACUGGUGAUGGAAUUUUCUCCUUUGGACUACUAGAUUCCUUAACAAAGAGCGAAUUGAGUGACCAAGACAACCUUUCCCAAGUGUAAUGUCAGUGGCGGCUAUCACUUUGGCAGAAUCAGUGAAGACAAAAACAGUCUCUUCGCCUGUUUUUUUCAUCUGCUGGUGGCAUUAAAAGUGACCCUGCCUUGUAAAUAUUGGUCAAGACCCAUAUUGGAAGAAGAAAGCUGUAUGUCAUUGUGGACUAUCAUCUGUCAAGAUCAACCAUUAAGAUUUGGAAGACCUUUCUACCGAGUAUAACUCACCAGCUUAGAGCCUGCAGAGAGCCCCACAAAUUGCCCUUGUUGCUCUGGUGGAAAGAUAGCUCUGCAGAGAUGAGUUCUUAAUUAAUGCACUGAGAGCCUGCGAGUCCCACCUCUCAACAGGAAUGAUUGACGUCCAAGGAUACAUAAAUUACACUAAUUGAGCUUUGCAUCCAUAUAGUCUUUGCACAGCCAACUCAUCAGAGAAGCUAGGCUUGGGACCCAGCUAAUACUUUUGUUUGGCCACACUAAUGAACAAAUACCAGCAGAAUUGUCAAAAGGAAAUACCACCUCUUUGAUCCUCUACUCAUCAGAAACCAAGAAAAGCAAAAUCUGUUCAAGCAACAGAAAAUUAAAAGAAGUCUUAAAAGAAGAGUAGAGGCAAGUGGAGAUUGAAUGUUGAAGAGAGUUUGCAAUAAGCGGGACUGAUGAGCCCACAGAAGGAAUGAAGUAUGGAUGUAAAAGAACGCAGACCUUAUUGCUCCUUGACAAAGAGUCGGAGAGAAAAAGAGCAACGCCGUUAUACGAAUUCUUCAGCCGACAAUGAAGAGUGCAGGGUUCCUACCCAGAAGUCUUACAGUUCCAGUGAAACCCUGAAAGCUUUUGAUCAUGAUUCCUCUAGGCUGCUCUAUGGGAACAGGGUAAAGGAUCUGGUUCACAGAGAAGCUGACGAGUACACCAGGCAAGGACAGAAUUUUACCCUAAGGCAGUUAGGAGUUUGUGAACCAGCAACUCGAAGAGGACUGGCAUUUUGUGCGGAAAUGGGGCUCCCCCACAGAGGUUACUCUAUCAGUGCAGGGUCAGAUGCCGAUACAGAAAACGAAGGAGUGAUGUCCCCAGAGCAUGCCAUGAGACUUUGGGGCAGGGGGGUCAAGUCAGGCCGAAGUUCCUGCCUGUCAAGUCGGUCCAACUCAGCCCUCACCCUGACUGAUACGGAGCAUGAAAACAAGUCGGACAGUGAGAAUGAGCAACCUGCCAAUAAUCAAGGACAGUCCACUCUGCAGCCUCUGCCACCUUCGCACAAACAACAUUCUGCACAGCAUCAUCCAUCCAUCACUUCUCUCAACAGAAACUCUCUGACCAAUAGGAGGAACCAGAGUCCGGCCCCGCCGGCUGCUUUGCCCGCCGAGCUGCAAACCACACCCGAGUCCGUCCAGCUGCAGGACAGCUGGGUCCUUGGCAGUAAUGUACCACUGGAAAGCAGGCAUUUCCUAUUCAAAACAGGAACAGGGACGACGCCACUGUUCAGUACUGCCACACCAGGAUACACAAUGGCAUCUGGCUCUGUUUAUUCCCCCCCGACUCGGCCACUACCUAGAAACACCCUAUCAAGAAGUGCUUUUAAAUUCAAGAAGUCUUCGAAGUACUGUAGUUGGAAAUGCACUGCCCUCUGCGCUGUAGGGGUCUCUGUACUCCUGGCAAUACUACUAUCAUAUUUUAUAGCAAUGCAUCUCUUUGGCCUCAACUGGCAAUUACAACAAACUGAAAAUGACACUUUUGAGAAUGGAAAAGUGAAUUCUGACACCAUGCCAACAAACACCGUAUCAUUACCUUCUGGCGACAACGGAAAAUUAGGUGGAUUUGCACAAGAAAAUAACACCAUAGAUUCGGGAGAACUUGAUAUUGGCCGGAGAGCAAUUCAAGAGGUUCCUCCAGGGAUUUUCUGGAGGUCACAGCUCUUUAUUGAUCAGCCACAGUUUCUUAAAUUCAAUAUCUCUCUCCAGAAGGAUGCACUGAUUGGAGUAUAUGGCCGCAAAGGUUUACCACCUUCUCAUACCCAGUAUGACUUUGUGGAGCUUCUGGAUGGCAGCAGGUUAAUUGCGAGAGAACAGCGCAACCUGCUUGAGUCAGAAAGAGCCGGUCGACAGACGAGAUCCGUCAGCCUUCACGAGGCUGGUUUCAUACAGUACUUGGAUUCUGGAAUCUGGCAUUUGGCUUUUUAUAAUGAUGGGAAAAAUGUCGAGCAGGUGUCUUUUAAUACCAUCGUUAUAGAGUCUGUGGUCGAAUGCCCCCGGAAUUGCCAUGGAAACGGGGAAUGUGUUUCUGGGACAUGCCAUUGUUUUCCAGGAUUUCUGGGCCCCGAUUGUUCGAGAGCAGCCUGUCCAGUGUUGUGUAGCGGAAAUGGGCAAUACUCCAAAGGCCGUUGUCUCUGCUUCAGCGGCUGGAAGGGGACUGAGUGUGAUGUGCCCACCACCCAGUGUAUUGACCCUCAGUGUGGGGGUCGUGGGAUUUGUAUUAUGGGCUCUUGUGCUUGCAACUCGGGAUACAAAGGAGAAAACUGUGAAGAAGCUGACUGUUUAGACCCUGGCUGCUCUAAUCAUGGGGUGUGUAUCCAUGGAGAAUGCCACUGCAACCCAGGAUGGGGUGGAAACAACUGUGAGAUCCUGAAGACCAUGUGCCCAGACCAGUGCUCUGGGCAUGGAACAUACCUUCAGGAAAGUGGCACCUGUACUUGUGACCCAAACUGGACUGGCCCAGACUGCUCAAAUGAAAUAUGUUCGGUGGACUGUGGCUCACAUGGGGUUUGCAUGGGGGGAACUUGUCGCUGUGAAGAAGGCUGGACUGGCCCAGCAUGUAAUCAAAGAGCCUGCCACCCCCACUGUGCGGAACAUGGAACCUGCAAAGAUGGGAAGUGUGAAUGCAGCCAGGGAUGGAACGGAGAACACUGUACCAUUGCUCACUAUUUGGAUAAGAUAGUUAAAGAGGGUUGCCCUGGUCUGUGCAAUAGCAAUGGAAGAUGUACACUGGACCCCAACGGCUGGCAUUGUGUUUGCCAGCCAGGGUGGAGAGGCGCAGGAUGUGAUGUAGCCAUGGAGACUCUGUGCACAGAUAGCAAGGACAAUGAAGGAGAUGGAUUAAUUGACUGUAUGGACCCUGACUGCUGCUUACAGAGUUCCUGCCAGAAUCAACCCUACUGUCGUGGACUUCCUGAUCCCCAAGAUAUCAUUAGCCAAAGCCUACAGUCGCCAUCUCAGCAAGCUGCUAAGUCUUUUUAUGAUCGAAUUAGUUUUCUUACAGGGCCAGACAGUACUCAUGUCAUACCUGGGGAAAGUCCUUUCAACAAAAGCCUUGCAUCUGUCAUUAGAGGCCAAGUACUCACUGCGGAUGGGACUCCACUUAUUGGAGUUAACGUCUCAUUUUUUCAUUACCCGGAGUACGGAUACACUAUUACACGCCAGGAUGGAAUGUUUGACUUGGUGGCAAAUGGCGGUGCCUCUCUCACUCUGGUAUUUGAACGGUCACCGUUCCUUACUCAAUAUCACACUGUGUGGAUUCCCUGGAAUGUCUUUUAUGUGAUGGAUACCCUGGUCAUGAAGAAAGAAGAGAAUGACAUUCCCAGCUGUGAUCUGAGUGGAUUUGUGAGGCCAAAUCCCAUCAUUGUGUCAUCACCUUUGUCCACCUUUUUCAGAUCUUCUCCUGAAGACAGCCCCAUUAUUCCUGAGACACAGGUACUUCAUGAAGAUACAACUAUUCCAGGGACUGACUUGAAACUUUCCUACUUGAGCUCCAGAGCAGCAGGGUACAAGUCAGUCUUGAAGAUCACCAUGACUCAAUCAGUUAUACCAUUUAAUUUAAUGAAAGUUCAUCUGAUGGUGGCAGUCGUAGGAAGACUCUUUCAAAAAUGGUUCCCAGCUUCACCAAAUCUUGCAUAUACAUUCAUAUGGGACAAAACUGAUGCAUAUAAUCAGAAAGUUUAUGGUUUGUCCGAAGCUGUUGUGUCUGUUGGAUAUGAAUAUGAAUCUUGUUUGGACCUAACUCUGUGGGAAAAGAGAACUGCCAUUUUGCAAGGCUACGAAUUGGAUGCAUCCAAUAUGGGAGGCUGGACACUAGAUAAGCAUCAUGUGCUGGAUGUUCAAAAUGGUAUACUCUACAAGGGAAAUGGGGAAAAUCAGUUCAUUUCCCAACAACCCCCAGUAGUCAGCAGUAUCAUGGGCAAUGGACGAAGGCGCAGCAUAUCAUGCCCAAGUUGCAAUGGUCAAGCAGAUGGCAACAAGCUCCUGGCCCCAGCCGCUUUGGCUUGUGGGAUUGACGGCAGCCUGUAUGUAGGGGAUUUCAACUACGUACGGCGGAUAUUCCCUUCUGGGAAUGUAACUAGUGUUCUGGAACUGAGAAAUAAAGAUUUUAGACAUAGCAGCAACCCAGCUCAUAGAUACUACCUUGCAACGGAUCCUGUAACGGGAGAUUUAUACGUUUCCGACACAAACACCCGCAGAAUUUAUCGCCCCAAGUCCCUCACUGGUGCAAAAGACCUCACCAAAAAUGCCGAAGUGGUGGCUGGGACAGGAGAGCAGUGCCUCCCAUUUGAUGAAGCAAGAUGUGGUGAUGGGGGCAAGGCUGUGGAGGCUACACUCAUGAGCCCCAAAGGGAUGGCAAUUGACAAGAAUGGAUUAAUCUACUUUGUCGAUGGAACCAUGAUCAGAAAAGUAGAUCAAAAUGGAAUAAUCUCAACUCUCCUGGGCUCUAAUGAUCUGACUUCAGCCAGGCCUCUGACAUGCGAUACCAGCAUGCACAUCAGUCAGGUGCGUCUGGAAUGGCCCACUGACUUGGCUAUUAACCCUAUGGAUAACUCCAUUUAUGUCCUGGAUAAUAACGUAGUUUUACAGAUCACUGAAAACCGUCAGGUCCGCAUUGCUGCUGGGCGGCCAAUGCAUUGUCAGGUCCCCGGAGUGGAGUACUCUGUAGGGAAGCAUGCAGUUCAGACAACCCUGGAAUCGGCCACAGCCAUAGCUGUGUCCUAUAGUGGGGUCCUGUACAUCACAGAAACAGAUGAAAAGAAGAUUAACCGCAUAAGACAGGUCACAACAGAUGGGGAAAUCUCAUUAGUUGCUGGAAUACCCUCAGAAUGUGACUGUAAAAAUGAUGCCAACUGUGACUGCUAUCAGAGUGGAGAUGGCUAUGCCAAGGAUGCAAAACUCAAUGCUCCUUCCUCCUUAGCCGCAUCUCCAGAUGGCACCCUGUACAUCGCAGACCUCGGAAACAUUCGGAUCCGGGCCGUGUCGAAGAACAAACCUUUACUGAACUCCAUGAACUUUUACGAAAUCGCCUCGCCAACUGACCAAGAGCUUUAUAUCUUUGACAUCAAUGGCACUCACCAGUACACCAUGAGCCUCGUCACUGGUGAUUACCUGUAUAAUUUCAGCUACAGUAAUGAUAACGAUAUCACUGCAGUAACUGAUAGCAACGGCAAUACUCUUCGAAUCAGACGAGAUCCAAACCGGAUGCCAGUCAGGGUGGUGUCCCCUGACAACCAAGUCAUAUGGUUGACCAUAGGGACCAAUGGAUGUUUGAAAAGCAUGACUGCCCAAGGAUUGGAACUAGUUUUAUUCACUUACCAUGGCAACAGUGGUCUCCUGGCCACCAAAAGUGAUGAGACUGGUUGGACUACUUUUUUUGACUAUGACAGUGAGGGCCGCCUGACAAAUGUGACCUUUCCAACCGGAGUGGUCACCAACCUUCAUGGAGAAAUGGACAAGGCUAUUACGGUGGACAUCGAAUCAUCCAGCAGGGAGGAAGAUGUCAGCAUCACUUCAAAUCUGUCAUCAAUUGAUUCUUUCUAUACCAUGGUUCAAGAUCAGUUAAGAAACAGCUACCAGAUUGGUUAUGAUGGUUCCCUGAGAAUUAUCUAUGCCAGUGGCCUAGACUCACACUACCAAACAGAGCCACACGUACUUGCUGGCACAGCCAACCCAACAGUGGCGAAAAGAAAUAUGACUCUCCCUGGGGAGAAUGGCCAGAAUUUAGUGGAGUGGAGAUUCCGAAAAGAGCAAGCCCAGGGAAAAGUCAAUGUCUUCGGUAGAAAACUUAGGGUUAAUGGCAGAAACCUCCUUUCAGUCGACUUUGAUCGAACAACGAAGACAGAAAAGAUCUAUGACGACCACCGUAAAUUUCUGCUGAGAAUUGCCUACGACACAUCAGGACACCCAACCCUCUGGCUGCCGAGCAGCAAGCUGAUGGCUGUCAAUGUUACCUAUUCAUCUACAGGCCAGAUCGCCAGCAUCCAACGAGGAACCACGAGUGAAAAAGUAGAUUAUGAUGGCCAGGGAAGGAUUGUGUCUCGAGUCUUUGCAGAUGGGAAAACAUGGAGUUAUACCUACUUAGAAAAGUCAAUGGUCCUCCUGCUUCACAGUCAGCGGCAGUACAUCUUUGAAUAUGAUUUGCUAGACCGGCUUUCCGCUAUAACCAUGCCCAGCGUUGCUCGUCACACCAUGCAGACAAUCCGAUCCAUCGGCUAUUACCGAAACAUAUAUAACCCUCCCGAAAGCAAUGCCUCCAUCAUCAUGGACUAUAAUGAGGAAGGGCUGCUCCUGCAAACAGCCUUCCUGGGUACCAGUCGAAGGGUCCUAUUCAAGUAUAGGAGGCAAACGAGACUCUCAGAAAUUUUGUAUGAUAGUACAAGAGUCAGUUUUACUUAUGAUGAGACAGCAGGAGUUCUAAAAACAGUGAAUCUCCAGAGCGAUGGUUUUAUCUGCACCAUUAGAUACAGGCAAAUUGGUCCACUGAUUGAUAGACAGAUUUUCCGCUUUAGUGAAGACGGGAUGGUAAACGCACGAUUUGACUACAGCUAUGACAACAGCUUCAGAGUGACCAGCAUGCAGGGUGUCAUCAAUGAAACGCCAUUGCCCAUCGAUCUCUACCAAUUUGAUGAUAUUUCUGGUAAAGUCGAACAGUUUGGAAAGUUUGGGGUUAUUUACUAUGAUAUUAACCAGAUCAUUUCUACAGCUGUCAUGACAUACACUAAACACUUUGAUGCUCACGGCCGCAUCAAGGAAAUUCAAUACGAGAUCUUCAGGUCCUUGAUGUACUGGAUUACAAUCCAGUAUGAUAACAUGGGACGAGUAACUAAGAGGGAGAUCAAAAUUGGACCUUUUGCCAACACUACCAAAUAUGCGUACGAGUACGAUGUUGAUGGACAACUACAAACAGUUUACCUGAACGAGAAAAUUAUGUGGCGGUACAACUACGACCUGAAUGGUAACCUGCAUUUACUGAACCCGAGUAACAGCGCACGCCUGACCCCUCUUCGCUAUGACCUGAGGGACAGGAUCACUCGAUUAGGUGAUGUUCAGUAUCGACUGGAUGAGGAUGGCUUCCUGCGUCAACGAGGCACCGAGAUCUUUGAAUACAGCUCCAAGGGGCUCCUAACUCGAGUUUACAGCAAAGGCAGCGGCUGGACUGUGAUAUACCGCUACGAUGGCUUAGGGAGGCGGGUGUCAACCAAAACUAGCCUAGGACAGCACCUCCAAUUUUUUUAUGCUGAUCUUACUUACCCCACCAGGAUUACUCACGUAUAUAACCAUUCGAGUUCAGAAAUUACAUCCCUCUAUUAUGAUCUACAAGGACAUCUCUUUGCCAUGGAGAUUAGUAGCGGGGAUGAGUUCUACAUUGCAUCAGACAACACGGGGACACCCUUGGCUGUCUUCAGUAGCAAUGGACUUAUGCUAAAACAAAUUCAGUACACUGCCUAUGGGGAGAUCUAUUUUGAUUCCAAUCUUGACUUCCAGUUGGUGAUUGGAUUUCACGGUGGCCUCUAUGACCCACUCACCAAAUUAGUCCACUUUGGAGAAAGAGAUUAUGACAUACUGGCAGGACGAUGGACAACACCUGACAUAGAAAUCUGGAAAAGGAUUGGGAAGGACCCAGCUCCUUUUAAUUUGUAUAUGUUUAGGAACAAUAAUCCUGCAAGUAAAAUUCAUGAUGUGAAAGAUUAUAUCACAGAUGUUAACAGCUGGCUGGUGACAUUUGGCUUCCAUCUACACAAUGCUAUUCCGGGAUUCCCUGUUCCCAAAUUUGAUUUAACAGAGCCUUCUUAUGAACUUGUGAAGAGUCAGCAGUGGGAUGAUAUACCACCAAUUUUUGGAGUCCAACAACAAGUGGCUAGACAAGCAAAGGCGUUCCUGUCCCUGGGGAAAAUGGCGGAAGUGCAGAUCAGCAGACGCAAAGCAGGCGGUGAGAAAUCGUGGCUAUGGUUUGCCACGGUCAAGUCACUGAUUGGCAAAGGAGUUAUGCUUGCUGUGAGUCAAGGGAAAGUGCUGACCAACGUGCUCAACGUGGCCAAUGAGGACUGCAUCAAAGUGGCAGCCGUCUUGAAUAACGCCUACUACCUUGAAAAUCUGCAUUUCACCAUCGAGGGCAAGGAUACUCACUAUUUCAUCAAAACCACCACGCCAGAGAGCGACCUUGGCACCUUGCGUCUAACGAGUGGGAGGAAGGCUCUGGAGAACGGGAUCAACGUCACCGUUUCCCAAUCCACCACAGUAGUGAAUGGCAGGACUCGCAGGUUUGCCGAUGUUGAGAUGCAGUAUGGUGCUUUGGCUCUUCAUGUCCGCUAUGGCAUGACUCUGGAUGAGGAGAAAGCGCGCAUCUUAGAGCAGGCAAGACAAAGGGCCCUGGCCAACGCUUGGGCCAGAGAGCAGCAAAGAGUGCGGGAUGGAGAAGAGGGAGCCAGACUCUGGACAGAGGGAGAAAAAAGGCAGCUUCUCAGUGCUGGGAAAGUACAAGGAUACGAUGGGUACUAUGUACUCUCCGUGGAGCAAUACCCAGAGCUGGCAGACAGCGCCAACAAUAUACAAUUCCUUAGACAAAGUGAAAUAGGGAGAAGGUAACACACUGGCCGGGUCCGAGCCGCCAAAGAGACAAUGCACCAAAGUCUUCCCCGAGGGAGACGGGACUAUCACCGUAUCACUACUUGAGCCUAAACUCCACCUUUGCUCAGAAUUUUCUGUAGCACAAUUUGAAUUGGACUCUGUGAAAGAGAAGAGCCUUCCAGGAGAAUGAUACUGCUUUAAAAAACAAAACAAAACAAAAAUCAAAAAUCAAAAACAAAAACAAAAAAAAACCAUAAAAACAAAAGGAAAAAAAAAGAAAACUUUUUUCUGAAUGACCUUAAAGGUGAUCCGCUUUAAAGAAUAUGUUUACAUAUGCAUAUCGCUGCACUCAGUUGGACUGAAAGUAUUAAAAGGAAAGAAAAGGAAGAAAAGAAAGCGGCCUAAAAAUUUUACAAUAGGCCUCCUGUUCCUUUGAGGCACUGUAUUUAACUAAGGUAAAAUUCAUACAGUGUUUCCCAAUAUUACUGAAUUGUUGACCUUUGCUUACAAGAAGUAGUCUCUGCAUAGGAUGUGCUAUAUAUCUCUGUUAAUUUUAAAAUGUGGGGUAAAGUUACUGUUUAUAGACAACCCAACUGCUUUAACUGUGCUGCUUUAUAAAAGGACACUGGCACAAGGGACUUCGGCUACUACCGUGGGAAUUUAAUAAUGGAUUUUCCAAAUGCUAACAUGGUUUGCCUUGGGGGGAGAAAAAUGGCAAGUGGAACCCUUGUCACUGCUAAGCAAAGGAGACCCUGAUUUUUUUGUAAAUUAUGUGAGACAAGUUGUUUAUGGAUUUUUAUAUGAAUUACAAUUUACUGUACAUCAAAUAUUAGUCUCAGAGGAGUUAAUUUAUGUAAAGUGUUUAAAAAAGUUUAUACUUAAAAAAAUAAAAUGAUAAAAACAUGUGAACUGUGUGAUUUUUUAAAAAGGAUUGCACCUUUUGUUAUCUGUUAUAGCUAUACAGUAUAGAUGAUUAUAUUGUAGAGAUAUAACAGCUUAUGCCUAUAAUGUCCAAAAGUGUUCAUAUUUUUGUAUUAGGUUGAGAAAUUGUACAUCUUUCUAUCACCAACAUGGAUAGGAUAGUGCAGUCCUUAGUGGGUGGCUUUCAGAGUACAGCUCCCUUCCGGAAUUUUCUAAUCAUCAAACCGGUGCUCCCACCAUUAUCUCCCAGGGGCACAGCGGCAGCGAACUAAGGCUCGGGGAACUCAGAGAAAGCUGUGGAUGACUGGGGUUUUCCUGGUCCUCUCCCAACUGGAAAAAUAAACGGGGAUUUAUUCUAAUUAGCCACUGGGGUUUUCUUGUUAUCGUCGCAUUGGUUCUGCUAAUAGAGACCUGAAGCAACAUUUCAAGGUAGGAGAGCGCAGUGUUGCCAGGUGCUUGUAGAAGGUUCGAAGGACUCACUGUGGUCUUAACCGGAUCAGUCACAGUGGGUUACAAACGUGUCACUUUAAGGCACGGGGAAAGAUAACAGAAAUGGAGCCCCACAGAGAGGCCGAGGGACAGUUAGUCUGGGGUCUUGAACCUCUGGGUCACACAAAGGAACUCAGCGAGGGGGACAAGAGCCCAUCAGGCCCAUGUAGCCAAAUCUCCGUAGGACUGGGCUUGGGGAUAGCCCCGGCUCUGUGUUGAACCCGGAGAAGCCAGGGUGCCACAGAUCAGACUUGAAGCUAGUCCGCCCACAGCUGCACAUCUAAGCAAGCCCAGCAGCCGUCCACGACGGGCUCGAGCCACAAUUCAAAUCUCGUUCAGGAGCACUAAAUUCAGCCACAAAAAUAUUUUUAGAAAAUAUUUUUCAGUUCCUUGGGCUAGAGUCCACACCGUUUUUCCUCUAUGUAUAAUGGUGAUAAAAUAUAGCAAGUGAACAUGUCGUAAAUAUAAAGGUUCAAGUGAUGUAUUGAAAAUAAUUUUCUAACUGCUUUGUAUGUAUCACAUACUCGAAAUUGCACAGUAGGCGUGUUUAUUAAACAGACUGGCUGGGAGAGGUUCGAAAUAGCGAAAUAGCGACUGAAUGGCAGUAUCAGUGCUAUUACUGUAUUUGUGUAUUUGGUAGAGCAUACCGAAGUCAUUAAUCUUAUAAUGAAUGCUGAUAUUUUACUAGAAUGGAAGCACAGAUUAGCAUCAAUAUUUUUUAUCCUUGAAAGUCCUUUGGCAAGUAUGAAGAACCCCAGAUUUAGCAAACUAUGAAAUUUCAAACCACAUAAACAUGGCACUGUUUUCCAUUUUCUUUUUGAAAUGUAAACUGUUAGGUAUUUGCAAUUCUGUUAGAUGGAACCUUCAGCAGCACUGUAUUUAGUUAGCAUGUUGUAAGUGCUUUUGGUGAAAUAGGCUCGGAGUCUAAAUUCUCAGCAACCUUUCGGACCUAUUAAAUAUGAAAAGCCCGUUUGUACCACGUGGCAAAAGUGAAAUCGUGGUCUAUCGUCUUGACAUGUACUAGUCCUUUACAUUGGAACGGAUAAAUAACAAAUUAGAGGAUCUCUUGGUGCUUAUUUUAGAUGAAGUAAAAUCAAACCAAUUAGUGGUCUUGUUAGUGGGUAUAAUGAGCCUAUUUCUUACUAAAAAGACUUGUGAUCUGGACAUGCUUUUACAAGAAAUAGUGACCUUGGGGAAUAUGUAAACAAACAAACAAAAAACCUUUUUAAAAAAAAAACAAAAACAAAAAAAAGAAGGGGGGGGAAACUGUAUACUGAAAAAAAAUUAGCUUACAAAAAAAAUUGAUAUUCAAAGUAUUUUAGGCAAAGCCAGUCAAAAUGCUUUCAUGAUAUUUUGAGAUGUAAAUUUUGUCUGAUUUGUAUUGUUCCUUUCAUUUGCCUUCUUAACUUUAUAUGUGACCUGAAUUUUCCAUAACUUGAUGACUAUAGAUUGCAUCUAGGCAUUCCAAUAAAAGCCAACCCAAUGUG